Microdochium trichocladiopsis is the source of this 2766-nucleotide messenger RNA. RefSeq lists its product as uncharacterized. The transcript has a single exon. NCBI's taxonomy places the organism in Eukaryota, Fungi, Ascomycota, Sordariomycetes, Xylariales, Microdochiaceae. The record is from RefSeq and is a predicted model, not a curated record. The coding region runs from base 1 to 2766 and encodes 921 amino acids. Gene Ontology annotation, molecular function: protein binding.
AUGACUGAAAAGUCGACACCGCUGUCGACGCAAUUCGUGCCUCCGAGUCAGACGACCGCCGCUGGCCUUGCCUCGCCUCCACCACUGCUGCAAAGCGCUCCUAAGAGCAAGGUCGAGGCGGUCGAAGAAGAGCCGUACACCAUAAAGUGCAUCUGCGGCUUUUCUGACGAUGACGGGAACACGAUUUAUUGCGAGACAUGCGACUCUUGGCAGCACAUCGAGUGCUAUUACCCAAACAACAUUCAGGAGGCAUACCGAGAAGAUUUCGCGCACUCUUGCGUAGACUGCAAGUUUCGUCCUCUCGACCACCAACGCGCCUUUGAGCAUCAGAGCCUUCGCAAGAGCAACCUCAGCACGACGGAAGUUCCUGACCGUUCAAAGAAGCGGCCCCCCUCGAAGAGCCACAAGAAGAAGAAACCUGCCGAUGUCCAAGUAAACGGCCAGACUGCCCACGAUCCAUUCGCGAAAGGGGUCCCGGAUAAUGCUGGCGCCCAAGGCCACCGGAAAUCCAAAAGUUUACACCGUUCAAGCCAAUCUGUCAGCUCCAAGGAUCCCAAGCGGAGCCCCUCCUUUGGUCAGAAGCCAGGAAACCCUCAUGGCCAUCCGCCGAGUCCGGCCACGACACCGCCUGACAAUCUCCCACAAGAGCUUGAAGUCCACAACUACUCCAGCGGCUUCCACGACUUGUACAAGGAAGAGAAUGACUUCCCUAUCGUGCAAACAAAUUCUUUCGUCAGCCUCGUCAUCUCCAACAUUCUCUCAUUAUGGCUGCGCGACCACGACAAACUGAAGGAAGAGACGGGCUGCGACUAUGCUGACGUGUUCCAACCACUGCCCCCCAACACUGACUCUGGAAAGAAUGCACCAGUUGUGGAACAUAAGAAGGAGGUCCUGCCAGACAUCGGUCUGCCACUGCACUGGCAAUACUUGCGGGCGCCUAAUGCUGUCGAUAAGGACGUCCCCCUCAUCGAGCUGAACGGUCAGAUCGGUAUACAAAAGAAUUACUGUGAAGAUCCAGAGAAUCGGUGGUCCGAGUUGAGCUCGCCGCUGCCGUUUGUCUUCUUCCACCCUAUGCUUCCCAUCUACAUCGAUACAAGGAAGGAAGGCUCGCAAGCUCGUUAUGUGCGACGAAGCUGCCAACCUAACGCGAUCUUGGACACAUUUCUAUCGGGCGGUUCAGAGUAUCAUUUCUGGCUCGUCAGCGACCGCCCAAUCACCCAGGACGAGGAGAUCACAAUCCCAUGGGACUUCCGACUGCCAAAACAAGCCCGGAUGCUCCAGCUUCUUGGACUUGGCGAUGAUGGCGCCAGACCACAGCCCGAAUUCGACGCGAACGAUUUGGAGAGCUACCACCAGACGGCAAGCUGGGUCCACACUGUCUUGUCCGAGUAUGGGGGGUGCGCGUGCGAACUUGGGCCUGAAUGUGCUUUUGCGCGGUUCCACCGUACAUACAUCAGCAGAGUGCACCCAAAGUCGCUGGCGAAGAAGAAGUCUCGAAAGACCAAGACCAACGGACUGUCGCCGACAGGUGUGAACCCGAGCAACAACAGUCGUGCUGCUAGCGAGGGGCAUGGCGAAGAUGGCGUGGAGAACGACUCUGGGUCUUCUCGAAGCAAACCACCCAGUAGAGACAUGACACCAGCUCGGCAAGGAUCCUUUGAUACCCUCGGCGUUCUUACAGAAAUGACGGACCGGGAAAAGAGAAAAGUCCAAAUGGCCGAAGAUACCUUCCGACGUAUGGAGCAGCAGCAGCCACCACGAAAGAAGAAGCGGACCUCGGAUGGAACCAACGGCUCUACCUCGUCAAAGUCAAAGACGCCCAAAUUGACUCAGGGCACCUCCACAGGCACUAAUGGUGCCUCUGAACGUCGUUAUGUCGAUGCCGGGACAUCGCGGCGCGUGUCUGGGUCUCCCGCGAUCUCACCUGGAGCUGGGGACGUCCGCAUGCGUUCUGUCGCAUCCUCCGAGGAAGACGCCAAAGUCUCUAGGACCGUGGCCACUGGCCAGACCCCCCAGUACCGCGAUUGCGGGGUGCAAACCGAUCCCGUUGAAGGAGAGUGGUUCAGCCCGCCACCGCAGACACCGAAACCUAGGAAGAGGGUCAUCUCCCUUUCGAAACGACUUCUUCAGAACCGUUAUCGCUACAGAGCGGAUGAUCACUCUUGUCGCCGAUCCAUCGGCUCUCCUUCAUCCGUUGUUUCCGCUCUGAUCAAGAUGGACCUUGAUUCCCCUACCAUCAGUCCGAGGUCACCCAUUCUGAACCAUUCCAGCAUCAAGACAACCAUGACCGUCUCGUCCACAACAGAGCCCGCGAUGGCCGACACCCCCGUGUCCUCAGCCAGCAACGCGAAAGAGUCUUCUGACGAGUCCGAGACUCAGACAGCGGUGGUUGUUAAAGCUCAGUCGCCUGAGAUGCGUGUGCAAUUGCCUCCCGUGCCCACGUUUGAGAGCGCGGAAAGUGGGAAUGCGCCCAAGGCUUCUCCUGCUGCUACUACGACCCCUGUGAUCCAGUCCCCGACCAUCAACAUCAGCAUGGCUAGCCCAUUUGCGCCAUCCGCGGUCAACGGGAUCGCUGCUCACCCCAGUCCGGUCAAGAAGAAGUUGAGCCUGAGUGAUUACACAAAGAGCAGACUGAACAAGGCUGCGGCGACAAAGCCUUCAACAACUCCCCUCAAGAUAUCGGUGCCUGCUCUUGACGAUGUCAAGUCACCGACCACGGAUGUCGUCAUGGUGGACUCCAACAUGGAAGAAAAGUCUCCGUCUUGA